This is a messenger RNA of Metarhizium acridum CQMa 102, 2016 nucleotides long. Its product is annotated as medium-chain fatty acid-CoA ligase faa2. Gene Ontology annotation, molecular function: long-chain fatty acid-CoA ligase activity. Gene Ontology annotation, biological process: long-chain fatty acid metabolic process. The record is from RefSeq and is a predicted model, not a curated record. Gene Ontology annotation, cellular component: membrane; endoplasmic reticulum. NCBI's taxonomy places the organism in Eukaryota, Fungi, Ascomycota, Sordariomycetes, Hypocreales, Clavicipitaceae.
AUGGUUGUAUCUGCUGCUGGUCUUUUGGGGCAGAGGCUUAACCAGCCCCCCCCUCCUGGAAAACCUCAUGGAGUUGCAAUCCCGGGGACCGAAAGACUGGGAAGGACUCCUGUUUACAGACAUUGGCAAGUAAAAGACAAGCCUUUGAUUAGCACGCUAGAUCCUGAAAUAAGAACCAUGCACGCCCUAUUUGACGAGUCAGCUCGACGGGUUCCCGACAAUAACUGUAUGGGUGUUCGUAAAUGGCUUCCAGAGACGCAAUCAUGGGAUAAUAGGUAUUCGUGGAUUUCUUACAGCAAAGUUGCUGAACGUCGCAAAAACUUUGGAGCUGGCCUUGUGGAACUUCACCAUCGGAUCAAUCACCCUCAGGACAAGUAUGGGAUUGGACUUUGGUGCCAAAAUAGACCGGAAUGGCAGAUAACCGACCUUGCCUGCAUGUCGCAAGGCCUCUUUGCCGUCUCUGUUUACGAAACCUUGGGUCCAAAUGCCACCGAAUACAUUAUCAAUCAUGCCGAGCUCGCUUGUGUGGUCUGCUCCCUCCCGCAUAUACCAACACUUCUGAAGCUUGCACCUCGAAUUCCUCGUCUCAAACUAAUCAUAUCUCUUGAUCAACUUGAAAAUGGAGAAAUGGAGGGUUACUCGAAGCGAGAUGCUCUGAACGUUGUUGCGUCAGACUUUGGUAUUCAGAUUUUCUCAAUGAGCGAGGUGGAGAAAAUCGGUCUCGAGUCCGGUCGUCCCAUGCGCCCUGUUGGUCCCGAGGACCUCUACACCAUCAACUAUACUUCUGGCACAACCGGUCAUCCAAAGGGCGUCCUCCUUACCCACGCUGCAACACUUGCAGGUAACACCGCAACUCGCAUUGGAGCAAAAACCUCAAGCGACGAUGUCGGGAUUUCGUACCUACCAUUGGCUCAUAUCAUGGAAAGAUUGGUUGAGCAUGCCAGGUUUGCUGAAGGUGCGAGUUGUGGCUUCUUCCGAGGAGAUAUCUUGGGACUAGUAGACGAUAUGCUCAUUCUCCAGCCCACAGGCUUUGUGUCUGUGCCUCGUCUGUUCAACCGCUUUAACAGUGCCAUUAGAGCUGGUACGGUUGAAGCUGAAGGAUUCAGAGGAACUUUGUCCAAACGAAUCCUAGAGACAAAAGUGGCUUCCAUGAAGCUCCCUAUCGGUCAAGCCACUGUUCAGCAUUGGCUGUGGGACCGCAUUUUCACACCAAAAAUUAGGGAAAAGGUUGGUCUUGGCCGGGCAAUUCAGCUUGCCAGCGGCAGCGCGCCACUCGACCCCAAGGUUCAAGAGUUCCUCUCGGCCAUGUUCGGAGUGAGGCUCGCCCAGGCCUACGGUAUGACGGAAACCGCAGGAGCCGUGACAGUGCCACUGGCUGGAGACUUUGACACUGGUCAUGUCGGUCCUCCUAGCCCGGUUGCUGAGAUCUGUUUGGAGUCUAUCCCUGAAUUACAGUACAGUGUUGACGACAAGCCAUAUCCGCGCGGGGAGAUCUUGGUACGUGGCCCAAUCUUGUUUAAGGGCUACUACAAGAACGAGGAAGAGAACAAGAAGACAAUAGAGGCAGACGGGUGGUUUCACACUGGCGAUGUCGCAAUGGUUGAUGAACUAGGCCGUUUUACUAUUAUUGAUCGGAAGAAGAACGUAUUGAAGCUCUCACAAGGUGAAUACGUGGCACCCGAACGUCUUGAAAAUGUGUACACUGCGAACUGCAGCCUUAUUGCGAAUGCAUUUGUACAUGGCGAUAGCCAAGAGUCUACUUUGGUCGGCAUCUUUGGUAUAAACCCAGAGACGUUUGCACCGUUUGCGGCCAAAGUUCUUGGUCAGCCUGUUAGCAACGACGAUGUGGCCGCUUUGAAGCGAGUAGCCCGAAAUCCAAAGGUCCAGGGAGAGCUUUUUGAUAUUCUGCAGACGAUUGGGAGGAAGAAUAAGUUCAACAAGUAUGAGCAUGUUGCAAACAUUUUUCUUGAUGUUGAGCCAUUUACAGUUGACAAUGAACUUUUGACUCCGACGUGA